Messenger RNA from Penicillium taxi, 4074 nucleotides. Its product is annotated as phosphoribosylformylglycinamidine synthase. Lineage: Eukaryota; Fungi; Ascomycota; Eurotiomycetes; Eurotiales; Aspergillaceae. The transcript has a single exon. Gene Ontology annotation, molecular function: phosphoribosylformylglycinamidine synthase activity. Gene Ontology annotation, biological process: 'de novo' IMP biosynthetic process. The record is from RefSeq and is a predicted model, not a curated record. Bases 1 to 4074 code for a protein of 1357 amino acids.
AUGUCUUCCACCGAUUCAUACCUUGCCAUCCCGGGCUCGGUGGCGUUCUCCCGCUCGCGCGGAAACGCCAUUGCUGCCAGUCUGGGUGUUAAAGACGUGCGGGCCCAAUGGGUUCAUUACGUGCAUACUUCCCAGGCCUUGGGUGAAUUCCAGCGCUCUGUCCUCGAGCAACUACUUCAAUAUGGCGACAUAACCGAUGUACCUCCCACUUUCACCUCUGACGACGGUCAAUUCGAUACCUUCUAUAUUUUCCCCAGAACUGGAACUAUCUCACCGUGGAGCUCCCAGGCUACUGGUAUUGCACAGGUAUGUGGCCUGCGUCAGUCCGUGAAGCGUAUCGAGCGAGGAAUGAAAAUUUCUUGUCUUCGUAAUGGAACCGAGGACUACAAGGCCGGAUAUAUGGAUCUCAUUCACGACCGUAUGACCCAAAUCAUCAGCAAUGACGAGCCUGAUCUGAACUUAAUGUUCUCCGAACACGCUCCUCAACCUCUCAAGACUAUCUCUUUGCAAGGCAGAGACAAGUCCCCAAAAGAAAUCCUCCAGGAAGCCAACAAGGAAUUGGGUCUUGCCUUGGACGACUCUGAAAUUGAGUACCUGGCUGAGGCCUAUGGCCCCAACGGAGCUAUUGCUCGUGACCCCACUGAUGUCGAGCUGUUCAUGUUUGCGCAGGUCAACUCCGAGCAUUGCCGACACAAGCAGUUCAAUGCCUCAUGGGUGAUCGACGGUAAGCCAAUGCCCAACAGCCUCUUCGCUAUGAUUCGCAACACGCACAAGAAACACCCGGAGUUUACCGUCAGUGCCUACAGCGAUAACUCUGCUGUUAUUGAGGGUAGUGAGGCUGCUUUCUGGGCUCCCAGCUCAACCACUGGGGAGUGGACACACACAAAGGAAUUCGUACACUUCUUGGCCAAGGUUGAAACCCACAACCACCCUACUGCCGUUUCUCCCUAUCCAGGAGCUGCAACUGGCUCUGGUGGAGAGAUCCGUGAUGAGGGAGCUACCGGUCGUGGUUCUCGCCCUAAGGCGGGUCUUUCAGGCUUCUGCGUGUCUGAUCUCCUGAUUCCUGGGCUGAGACAACCGUGGGAGCUCGAUGUGGGCAAGCCAAACCACAUCGCAAGCAGCUUGGACAUUAUGCUCGAAGCACCCAUCGGUAGUGCCGCCUACAACAACGAGUUUGGCCGACCCAUCACAACUGGUUACUUCCGUACCCUUCUUACCGAGAUUGAUAUCGGCAAUGGCCAAAAGGAAGUGCGUGGAUACCACAAGCCUAUCAUGAUUGCUGGUGGUGUCGGAACUGUCCGUCCUCAGCACGCCUUGAAAAACCCUGACAUCGUCAAGCCCGGUUCUUAUCUCGUUGUGUUGGGCGGUCCCGCCAUGCUUAUUGGUCUUGGAGGAGGUGCUGCUUCUAGUAUCACCUCUGGUGAAGGUUCAGCUGAUCUUGACUUUGCCAGUGUGCAGAGAGGCAAUGCCGAAGUCCAGCGCAGAGCCCAGGAGGUGAUCAAUGCAUGCGUCGCUAUGGGCGAUGCCAACCCCAUUAAGUUCAUCCACGACGUUGGUGCAGGUGGUCUGUCCAACGCUCUCCCUGAGCUUAUUCAUGACUCUGGCUUGGGUGCCACUUUCGAGCUCCGGGAGGUUGAGAGUACUGACAAGAGCAUGAGCCCCAUGCAAAUCUGGUGCUGCGAGGCCCAGGAGCGAUAUGUUUUGGCUGUUGGAGAGGAGGGCAUGAAUAAGUUCACCGCUAUUUCUCAGCGUGAGCGCUGUGGCUUCUCGGUUGUUGGCCGUGGAGGUGCUUCUGAGGAGGAGAAAAGACUUAUCCUUCUCGACCGGGAUUCCAAGGAGUACCCUAAACCCAUCGACCUGCCCUUGUCUGUACUAUUCGGCAAACCACCACGUAUGACCAGAACUGUGGAUUCGCGCAAGCUGACUCUGCCUGCUGUGGAUUCCAGUCUGACAAAGUAUCUUCCUUCGCUCUCGUCGAAGGUUGAACUGGUCAACGAGGCUGUUAAUCGCGUGUUGUCGCUGCCUUCCGUCGGCUCUAAGUCCUUCUUGAUCACCAUUGGUGACCGAACUGUGGGAGGUCUUACUGCCCGCGACCAGAUGGUUGGAAAGUGGCAAACCCCCGUUGCUGAUGUUUCCGUGACUGCCACCUCGUUGCUUCAAGGAGUCAAGACUGGUGAGGCCAUGGCUAUGGGUGAAAAGCCUACCCUGGCUCUCAUCUCUCCUGGCUCUUCAGCACGUAUGGCUGUUGCCGAGUCUCUCAUGAAUCUUGCUGCCUCCGAUUUGGUGGACCGCCUGAGCCGUGUGAAGCUUUCUGCAAACUGGAUGUCUGCUAGUAGCCACCCUGGCGAAGGUGCUGCUAUCUAUGAGGCUGUUGAGGCCAUAGGUCUAGAUCUGUGCCCUAAGCUCGGUAUCAGCAUUCCCGUUGGAAAGGACUCCAUGUCCAUGAAGAUGAAAUGGAAGGAUGAAGCUUCGAACGAGGCUAAGGAAGUCACAGCUCCUAUGUCUUGUGUAAUCUCUGCCUUUGCCCCGGUUGGUGAUAUCCGCAAGACUUGGACCCCAGCUCUCCGUGACUUUGAGGAUGUUGGAGAGACUGUGCUCAUGUUUGUCGACCUUUCCUUCGGUCGCAAGACCCUUGGCGGUUCUGCUCUUGCUCAGGUCUUCAAUGAAGUUGGUACCGAGUGCCCUGACGUUCGCGACGUUGACAUCUUCCGAGACUUCUUCGAUGCCACCCAGUGGCUCCAGGAAGCCGGCAUUGUCCUGGCUUACCAUGACCGCUCUGACGGUGGUCUUCUCACCACUCUCGCUGAGAUGAUGUUCGCCGGUCGCUGUGGUGUCGAGAUCAUGCUGGACAACAUCUGCUCCUCCUUCCACACCCAAGACGUUAUCCAGUGUCUCUUCAACGAGGAGCUUGGUGCCGUCUUCCAGGUCCGCAAGCAGGACGAGAUCAAGUUCCGCUCUUGCUUCGCAACCUGCGGUCCCCCUGCCGGAUUAAUUCACAAGAUUGGUCGUGUCUCUGCUAAGCCCAAGCAGGACCUUGUCAUUUACCACAAGGCUUCUCUGGUAUACCGUAACACCCGCUCAAACCUCCAGCAGACCUGGGCCAAGACCUCCUACCACAUGCAGAAGAUCCGUGAUAAUGCCGAGUGCGCUGAGCAGGAGUACGAGAACAUCCUUGACGACGUUAACCCCGGUAUGUCGUGGAACCCAAGCUUCGACCCCAAGGACCGUGGACUGCCCUUGAUGACCAGCCUCUCUGCAUACUCUCCCUUCAACAACAAGCCUCGUGUCGCCAUUCUUCGUGAACAGGGUGUGAACGGCCAGGCCGAGAUGGCCUUUGCCUUCCAGACUGCCGGCUUCGCUGCCGUGGAUGUCCACAUGACUGAUAUCCUCUCUGGUCGCAUCUCCCUGGCUAGCUUUGCCGGUCUCGCCGCUUGUGGUGGCUUCUCGUACGGUGACGUCCUCGGUGCCGGCCAAGGUUGGGCCAAGUCUGUGCUACUGCACGAGAACACACGUAAGGAGUUCCAAGCGUUCUUCGAGCGUCCUGACACUUUCGCCCUUGGUGUAUGCAACGGCUGUCAGUUCCUAUCUCGUGUGAAGGAGCUGAUCCCUGGUGCCAACCACUGGCCUAGCUUCGAGCGCAACUCCAGCGAGCAGUAUGAGGGCCGUGUCUGCAUGGUCCGAGUCUCUGACCCCGACCCGUCCAGACCCAGUGUCUUCUUCCACGGCAUGGAUGGCUCUGCCAUGCCCAUCGUUGUCGCUCACGGCGAGGGACGCGCUUCGUUUGCUCAUGGUGCUUCAUCCGCCGAUUUCAUUCGCGAGGGUCUUGCUCCCGUCCGCUACCUUGACAAUGCUAGCCUCAAGCCGACCAUGCGUUACCCCUUCAACCCCAACGGCAGCCCUCAGGGUAUCGCUGGUGUGCGUAGCCCUGACGGUCGUGUUCUCGCUAUGAUGCCUCAUCCCGAGCGUACCAUUAUCAAUGGUGUUGCUAGCUACCUGCCUCCAAACGCUGAAUCUUGGGGUGAGGUCGGUCCUUGGGGUCGCAUGUUCUUCAGCGCCAGACGUUGGGUGGGCUAA